Gallus gallus (chicken) is the source of this 8031-nucleotide messenger RNA. It is a transcript of the gene OXR1, whose product is annotated as oxidation resistance 1. Lineage: Eukaryota; Metazoa; Chordata; Aves; Galliformes; Phasianidae. The transcript has 17 exons. The record is from RefSeq and is a predicted model, not a curated record. Gene Ontology annotation, cellular component: nucleus. Gene Ontology annotation, biological process: response to oxidative stress. Bases 3482 to 6175 code for a protein of 897 amino acids.
GCUCGCUCUAGCUAGCUCCUGGGUCUGCACCUUGCUAAGGUACCUGCAGGUAUUCAUGCAGCUGGCAUUCCAAGGAGAGGACCCUGCUUGGCACAUGGAGCAGAGCCACUCGUACGCCCCUGCAAUAGGCAGGAGGGUUUGGUGCCAGCUGGCCCUUUCCCACUUGCAUUCAGGGAGAGCUGGCUCCAAGCAGUGCCUACUUCCAGUUUGGAUGGACAAAGGCGUGAUGUGCUCUGCAGCCUUUUGCCUGUUCGCUGUAAAGACUUACACCGAUUUUAGUAACGUUGUUUGUAAGCUCCUAAUGUGGCAGGAUGUUAGUCCCAAAUUUAAUGGGAUCUGAACUGAGGGUAGAAAAAUGCACAGGGCAGUUGAAAUACAUGAAGAGAGCAGGAUAUAGUCUUUUCCUUUUUAUCCUCUUGAUUUAUGUUCCUAAAUUCUUCCUUUUCCUCUUACUUUUCAUGAGUGACAGAUUUUUACCUUUUUGUUCAGAAGAGCAAUUAGCAAGGCUUAGCCAUAAUAUUUUGACUUCCUAAUGGUUACUUUUCAUAGAAGAUUAGCCAAGGAAAAAAAUCUCAUGUUGUGAGAUUACUUAAAAUACAUCUUGAAAUCCUGCCAAUACUUCAUGGACAGAAAAUGCAAUUUACUGAUUCUUAUUUUGUGUUUAGACUAAAAGUCACUGAUUUAUAUGUAGGAUUUCUAAAAUCUUGACAGUUUUACUGCAUGCAUCUAAAUUCAGCUUCUGUGUUUCAGCUUGUAUGCUGUUUCCUCACAAAUGCUGAUCAGGUGGUUGUUUAACAGCUCUGCCUUGGAACUGAGCUCUAGUUAGGAAACUAAAUGCAUAAAUGCCUCUAAACUCACUUGCCUCAUUUAACAUGCUGCAGCCUCAUUUGUCAUCUCAGCUCUGGUUUUGAUGACUUCCAGAUGUGUUUACAUCUUUCCUUGGCUUUUCUUUCUCUUUUUGUCAGACACAAGCUCCUUAUCUCCUAAUACCAGUCUUGUGAGGUUGGUAUCUGGUCCCGAGGAUCUUUCACCUGGCAGUGCCAGCCUGGCCUUGAGGUGCUGUUUCAUCUGAAAUGGGGGAGAAAAGCCUCACUGUGCUUUGGAUAACCAAAGUACAGUGCUUUUUUAUUGGAUUCUUCUUUAAAUAAUGCCGUUUACUAUGAUGCUUAUAGAUUGCUAGUGUCUGCAGUGCUUAUAGCAAUUCUGCUCUCUGGGCUUAUUGAUUUAAGAAUAAUAAUAUAAAAUCCUGCAGGGCACCUGUGUUCAGUAAUCUUUUUUUUUCUAUGUUUCUUCAGCUCUGUUUUGUAUCAUUGUGAGUGAAAAACUCAGGAAAAGAUUGCUGCUUGUCACAGGUAUAUUAUCUAACCAGUGGCUCAAGGGAAAGGUUACCUAUUUUCUCUGGUGGGGGCAUGUUGUCUUCACUUCAGCAUGAAACUAAAGUGUGGUUUUAGGCUGUGUACUUGAAUCAUAGUAUCACCACCUGCUGCCUGUACAGCCCCCCUGCACAAGGGAAAGAAGAAACAAGCAGUGUGGGGCCCUUAAUACCUUAUCAGGUGUGCACUGCAGCCCUCGCAGCAGAGGCUGGUCACUGUUCUGCAGCUGCAGAAGUGGGGUGCGGGGUACCUGCCAGCAGUGCUGCUCCUCUCCCUAUGUCUUCCCAUACUUCCUCUCUCUCUCCUGAUGUCUACCCCCCAUCUGCAGCUAAAAGGUUAAGAAAAUACUCAGAGUGUGGCUGAAAUGCAAUGAUCCCUUUCAUACUGUUGCACUGGCAACAUGGCGUACGUGGGGACUCCCCUUGGUAUUUUCUCCUUUCUCCUUCUGCUGUCAGUGUGUUCUUCCCUGCUUGAUCCACCAGGGUUAUACUGGUGAGUGUCCCUAAAGGUUCAGGUAGCCUGUCCAUAAAUCUCUGUGUGUACUGCAGAGUGCAGAGCCAGGAUUAGUGGUCUCCAGAGUUUUUCUCAGGCCCAUGACAGGCAGUGCCAUUACUGUCAAAGCCCUGACAGGGACCUUCCCAGGCCUGCACCACCACUGGCACUCACCCACCUCUGAGGCAUCCGCUGCUUUGUUCUUGCUAAGGCGGUGGCUGAUUUCUCAGAAGGCCUCUGGACGUUCUGCAAAUCUGCAACACAAAGAAGCAGAUCAGUAGUGAAGUGUUUUUAUGGUGUACUGUACUUGUUUGGUAAAUAACCACAGAGGGAUGCUAGCUGCCUCCUCUCCAAUCUCAACAUGUGCAUGUGCCUGCUGAGGCGCUGGGUUUCAACCAGCCAUAGCCUUUCUGUUUUCUAAUUUCUUCUGGCGUAACUUACACAUGGCUCUGGUUCUCUGUCUAUCGUGUGGCCGCAGCAUCCACAUGAAUGCAGGGCAGCCUGGGAUCCUCAGUCCCCAAACGUGCAGGCUGAUUUGGAGGCUGUGGAGGAAAUGCUGAUAACAACUUUGCCAUGUUCUUAAUGGCAAGUGAAAACAGAAAGCUGUUUGGGGUUGAUCUGAGCUGAAUACUUACAGCAGGAAGAUUUCCUGCCGGAAGGAUAGGAGGGUACAUUUAUCCAAAUAUAAAAUAUUCCUGGAUCUUUGAUGACGUUUUUCUCUCACCUGCUAUAACCUUGGCUAACCUAAUUUAUGAAUCAGAAGUAAAAAACAAGACAGGUACUUUUUCAAACCUUUACAGCUAGUGCCCAGUGAAACUCUCAAGAAAAAGUACCUUGGAUGUAAUAAGAAAACAGUAUAUUUUCAGUGAAGAGUGUGUUAUAAGGAAUAGAAUGGAAUAGUUCUGUUGGAAGGGACCUUGAGAGACCAUCUAUCCCAACUGCCUGCCCACUUCAGGGCUAACCAAAAGUUAAAGGAUAUUAUUAAGGACAUGACCCAAGUGCAUCAUGAGCACUGACAGGCAUGAGAGAUGAACCACCUCUCAAGGAAGCCUGUUCCAAUGUCUGACCACCCUCACAGCAAAUAAAUUUUUCCUGAUGUCCAGUCUGAACUUCCCUGGUGCAGGUUUGCUCUUUUCUCUCAUCUUCUAUCUAUCAAAUAAUAGUCAAUAAAGCCCAUCAAUGUAAAACUAAUUUAAUACGAUCUUUACAUUUACUGCACAUUUCAUUAAAGUGUUGAAAUUAUACUUACUCUUCAAAAUGCUUGAGUUAUGAGUUGAAAGAAACUGAAUUCUCCUUUGGCUAUGAUGAUGAAGUAUUUCUCAUUUUGCCUAGUUUUUUACUUCUCUUUGACAAGUUAGGUGCUUCCAGAGAGAUCUAUCUGAUAUUAUUAUAUCCCACAGAGCGCUUUGAGAACCAAUUUAUGUUUCUAGCAAGGAGAAAUGUUAGAUGUUUCAAUCUCCUCAAGGAACAGCUUCAGCCUCUCUUCACUGUAAGAAGAGCCUGCCCUUUGCAGUGAGAAUGCCUUGUCCCACUUGAACCACAAGCGGAUUCUGGAUUCUCCCGCUUGGAGUUAAUGGAUGUAACCUGGCAGCAACCAAUCUAUAUGUCUUCUGUAAAUGAUCCUCCAAGGGUUUACCUGUAGCAGUGCUGUCAUGCUCCCAGGAAUAAUCACAAGAUUAAAGAAAAAGUCCCAGUCGGUGGAUAUUAGUGGGCCAGGAUGCAACCCAGUGGCAGCUGAAGCUCCUGUUCCUCAGCCCAGUAAACCUUUGCUUGCCACCAAAACGACUUCUGAGGAGGAACAGAAAAACACCGCCAAUACCCAAAGGCGCAAUCCACGGAGGAGUGAGUUGAAGAGAUAUUACACCAUUGACACUGGCCAGAAGAAGACUGCAGACAAGAAAGAUGGGCGACGAAUGUCUUUUCAAAAGCCUAAAGGGACGAUUGAAUAUUCUGUGGAAUCGAGAGAUACUUUAAACAGUAUUGCCUUGAAAUUUGAUACAACACCCAAUGAACUGGUUCAAUUAAAUAAGCUUUUCUCCAGAGCAGUCGUUCCUGGACAGAUUUUGUAUGUUCCUGACCCAGACUACAUAUCUAGUGUGGACAGCUCCCCCUCUCUAAGCCCUAUAAGUCCCCUAUCACCUACAUCUUCAGAAGCAGAGUUUGACAAGGCUACAGUAAAUGAUCCAGAUGGAGUCCAACAGAAAGAAUCAGUUGCUUCACCAGCACAUCCGUGUGUUCGGACUACAAGAGUGGUAUCAUCUACUUCUGAAGAGGAGGAAGCGUUUACAGAGAAGUUCCUGAAAAUUAACUGCAAGUACAUCACCAAUGGCAAGGGUACAGUCAAUGGUGUGCUGCUAGUGACGCCAAAUAAUAUAAUGUUUGAUCCUCAUAAAAUGGACCCUCUUGUCCAAGAGAACGGCUGUGAAGAGUAUGGCAUCAUGUGUCCCAUGGAAGAAGUGAUGUCAGCUGCUUUGUAUAAGGAAAUUAUGGACAGCAAAAUUAAGGAUUCAUUAAGCAUAGAUGUAGAGCAGCUGUCUGUAAGGGAACUUUGCCAUUCCAAGAAAGCUGCAAAGAGCAAUACAGAAGAAAUGGAUUCCAGGGUUCGGGAUACAGGCAAUGACAGCGCUAGCACUGCUCCAAGGAGUACAGAGGAAUCUCUUUCAGAAGAUGUGUUCACAGAAUCAGAACUCUCUCCAAUACGUGAGGAACUUGUUUCUUCAGAUGAGCUUCGACAAGACAAAUCUUCGGGAGCAUCAUCAGAAUCUGUCCAAACAGUAAACCAAACUAGUGCGGAAUGUUUAACAACCAUUUUGGACUUGAAAGAAGCUGGCAGUGACUUAAAAUCCUGUGUUGAAAUGGUUGUAAAUGUUAAGCAGUUAGGUACCCACGGCAUAGGCUCAGAAGAUGCAGAGAUGUCUGUGAAGGAAGGACAAGAAUCUAGUGAAAGCACUGAGAACAUCCUCCAGCAGUCUUCGCAAGGAUCACAUGUUAGUGAAGAACGUGACAAAAAGACGCCAAUGGGCAAAGAUCAAGACUCCACGCAAGGAGAAGAGCCAGAAAUAGAGAGUAAGAUGAGAGAGGAAUGUCCACAUUGUGAAAGUACCACAGACUCUCAAAAGAUAGAGCUGACUAGGAAGAGGAACACAGAGAAAGAGCAAGCUCAAGACUCUGAGGCAGAAGUCGAGGAACUUCGCAAACUCUGGAAGACCCAUACUAUGCAACAAACCAAACAACAAAGAGAAAAUAUGCAGCAGGAUUCACAAAAAGAAAUUAGUCAGAAAACUGUGACUUCAGGAGAUGGGCAAUCAGAAGGUUCUUCCCUUAUGAAAGAAAAACGAAGACAUCGGUCUCACAAGUUUUUGUGUCUCAAGGUUGGAAAACCUAUGAGAAAAACAUUUGUCUCACAAGCAAGUGCAUCAAUGCAACAGUAUGCUCAGAGGGAUAAAAAACAUGAAUACUGGUUUGCUGUUCCUCAAGAAAGGACAGAUCACCUGUAUGUCUUCUUUAUCCAGUGGAGUCCAGAGCUAUACACAGAAGAUACUGGAGAUUCUCUUCGAGAGCCUGGAUUUAUAGUUGUAAAAAAGAAGGAAGAACCUGAAAAUAGCGAAGAAUCUACUACUGAAGAUGCUGCUAAAGAGUGGGAGGUAGUAUCAGUGGCUGAGUAUCACCGCAGGAUCGAUGCUCUAAAUAGUGAAGAACUGCGCACACUCUGCAGACGUCUCCAGAUAACAACAAGAGAAGAUAUCAAUUCAAAACAGGCAACAAACAUCAAAACAGACCUGGAGCCUGAGGCAUUCCGGCCAAAUCUUAGCGAUCCCAGUGAAUUGCUUCAGCCAGAGCAAAUAGAAAAGCUCACAAAGUCUCUUCCACCACGGACCAUUGGAUAUCCAUGGACUCUUGCGUACAGUACUGCAAAGCAUGGCAUGAGUUUGAAGACUCUGUAUCGAACUAUGCUGGGAUUAGAUACACCUGUGUUGUUGGUUAUCAAGGACAGUGAUGGGCAGAUUUUUGGUGCGCUAGCAUCGGAACCAUUUAAAGUGAGUGACGGAUUUUAUGGCACUGGGGAGACCUUUCUGUUCACUUUUUCUCCAGAUUUUGAGGUUUUCAAAUGGACAGGAGACAACAUGUUCUUCAUCAAAGGCGACAUGGAUUCCCUUGCUUUUGGUGGAGGAGGUGGGGAAUUUGCUCUUUGGCUCGAUGGGGAUCUCUACCAUGGAAGAAGUCAUUCAUGUAAAACAUUUGGGAACCAUACGCUUUCUAAGAGAGAAGACUUCAUUAUUCAAGACAUAGAAAUUUGGGCUUUUGAAUGAGUUGUAAAUGAAAACUGUUUCUACAGGGUAUUGUCCCAAACCUGAAAUUAAUCAAAGCAGCUUGAAAUCCCUAUGAGCAAUAUAAUGCACCAGUUUACCUUUUUUUUUUUUUGUAGUUUUCAGCAUGGCCACUUAGUUAUUUUGCGGUAGUGGACUUAUUCCAUGCUUCCUUGUCUGUAAUAUGCUGUCUUACUUUUUUGAAGCUGUAGAAACGCAAAAUACAGACUGUGGACUGAAAAAGAACAUCAGUUACUUCGAUCCUUGCAGUCUAUGGAACUUUAUCAUCCUUUUUACAGUUGCCUCCCAGGUUUCCCACACACAUCUUUCUGUAAUCCUGCUGGGGGCUGCUUCAUUGAAUAUAGGUUAUUAUUUUUGUAUUUAAAUUUUAUCUGUGAAUGAAGUUGCCCUCUAUGAUCCUACGGAAGUAGAAAGCUGCGUGUAGGUACUUGGAAGUAGUACUGCAGUGAUUGGUCUGGACCAAGGAUGGAUAUAUUAUUAUGGUGCCACAGAUGAGAAGCCUAGCAUUCCUCCUUUGACACAUACUAGUACGCUCAUGGUUGAGUUAAAAGAUAUCCAAAGUCAACAGUGCCACUUGUUUUGGUUUUUCUUUUUUUUCACAUUAAGAAAGUGACUUAAACAAUGUGUUUUAGCUGCAUGAUGACUGUAUUAGUGGUUUACACAUGCUGUUAAUGAUCUGCAGGUUUGGGACAAUUACUGACAAUAUUGAGCUACAUGGCAAAGACUUAGAAAAUAACAAGGGAAUGUAAGAAUGUAAUAGUUCCACAAAACUAAAAGGCUAAGGCAAGUGAAACUCAAGACAAUUUGUAGCUAUAGUAGGGCAUUAAAAGUACAAAGAUUAUGAAACAAAUGCAUCUUUCAACAUAGUGUCAGAUAUAUACUGUUUUACUGUUGUAGCCGUGUAGCACAUCAACUCCAAGAAUAUAGCUUAUUCCUGUCCAAAGAAAAAAUAAUUGUGAUGUUUUGAGUGGGUCUAUGUUGUAAAUUUACAGUUAGCACCAGCUCUGAUUAAAAUGAGACAAUGUACCAUAGGUAGACAAUAUUGUAAUUCAGUAGACUUGUGGAAUAUGCAAACUUACUGUCAUGUGACCUCAAAAAAUGACAGACUAGUACACAGUUCCAGUAGCUCUUGUCCACUUUUGUAGGAAAAUUGAUAAGCCAUUGUGGCAAUAACAGCUCAACAAAAUUGUUUGUUUAAAAGCUUUUAUUCUAUGUUCUGCAAAAAAGGUAAAAAAGAAAAAAAAAGAAAAAAAUUGCUGUUAAGUGUGACAGUGACUGACUUUGUGCUGAAAUUUCAGCUAUUUCAGAUAAACAUUGUAUAUUAUCUUGUAAAUUAAUGUUUAAAGUAGUUUUGUUAUUAUAGAAAAGUGUUGAUUGACGGGUUGCUUAUAGCACUUUAAAUUAUUCUAGAAAUGGAAUAAAGGCCAAAUAAGUUGGCUUAAGUAGAUGUAGUUGUAUAUUUCAAAAUAUUUAGAUAUUUGGAAAGUUUUAAAAACUUAUUUGAAGACAGUUUACUGCUAUGGUAAUGAGAAAGGGCAGAUGGUUCAUCUUAUAAUAUGCUAAUGCUCUAUAUGAAUAGAAAUACAGGGCUUUGUUUCCUGUCUCUGUGUAUAGCUCUUUAUCCUUAUUAGAACUUAGUACAAUGUGUAGACUAAAUGUUUACAAAAUAAGGAAGUGUAAAUAAACUAAAAUGGCUUUUCUCCCUUUGGUCUUCCACAGCAGUAUUAUUGUCUUUGUGGAGUUAAGACUGAUCAUUGCAAAAAGAGAAUCCUGUAAUGGAUUUUAAAUACAGUCACAGUGAUGUAUAGCAAAUAAAUCUAAAUCUAUGUAAAAAUAAA